GGACAAGAUUUUGAAGGAGGUGAGACAGCGGAGAAUGAAUCCUAUGAGAACAUCAGUUUCAACGUCCUCCGCACCCGCAACUUCCAGUUGUUCGACCGGUGCAGCAAGUACUAGUUCCUGUGCCGCAUCAACAUUGGGCACAACUUCAAGAACUUCUAGCGGGUCGAAGGCCAAGCAGUCUCUCUCGAUGACACCGAAGGGCGUGGCCACCGGCGCUGGUCCCGCAGCACCUCCCACAACUACUUCGAAAUCUACCUCUACUUUCGAAGUCGGCAGCUUGACCAUGUGGAACCGGCCGGACAACGCUCCGGAAAAGAGAGACUCCAAGUCCGCCAUCGCGGUCGUAAAUAUCGGGACUCUAUGCGGCGAAUUCAUCGGCAGUGGGCGGCCGGACAACCUGGAUGUGACGGACCUGUUUACCAUAAACCGGAUGGUUGCACUUGCCGAACUCCGAAAAAACUUGCGGGAAGGGGCGGUGCAAAUCCAAACGUGGUUUCUACAGUCGCAGCUGCAGCCCGUUACUAGUACUUCUAGAGAAGCUCCUGAUGUUCCUCCGCCAGACGACUACAGUGACGUGGACCACGACAACUUGGGUGCGGUAGAAGAAGGAGGUGGUCCUGCAGCUACCGAGCCAUCAAAAGGUGACGAUGAGAAGUCAAUCCAGCCAACGCCCGAGCGAGAAGGUGGACAACUACGGCGAGAAGAGGAGGACAAGAAAGGGACAGGACAGCAAAACAGCGACCUCCCAACAUUUUCAAAAGAAAUUUAUUCGAGCUCCUGUGCCGCGACGGUGCAUUCUGCAACGAAAAACAAGAGGAAGGCUUCUGCAUAUUAUCCUCCUACAAUAUUAUCGGAAUUGCACAAAGCCCAGAUCCUCGGCAUUUUCCAAGCUCUGAAGCCCGCUACUGUGAACUGGAACGCUUUGAUGGAUCGCUUCCUCGACAUGGACGAUUUCCAUCGUUUCGCGCGGAAGUGCACGUCCGUGCAGAGUACUAGGUCCUUCUCCUCCGUGCAACAGGCGAGCUCCUGUGCCUCCUCGCCGGCGCCUGGCGCUGCAGUUGCUGUGAUAAAGAAUACAUCUUCGACAGCCUCAACCUGCCCGGCGCGGAUCUACUGUGCCCACAGCGGACACAGCUUUCGGUGGGCCCAGGAGACCUUCGGCGCGUGCAUUCAGGACUACUUUGCACCCCCGUGCAAGUGGCUUUUGCUACCGCCGGAGGAACAAAUCAGGCGGCUGCAGCUGGACGCGGACUCGCUCGGCGCGGCGCGAGACCUGCAGGAACAGGUGCACAAAACGAACCACGAAUUCGGAGAGAAACUGCUGAAGGAGAACGCGAAUGUCGGCCAUAUGCUAGACGAGCUAGGCAUCGCAGAAGUGGCAACAUGUAUAAUCGCACUACGCACUUAGAGUAAGUAAGAAAGAAAUCGCAUGAUCACAAACACAAGCUUUCUCAAGUUGAAUAUAGUAAAAUUUGUAAGACGUCGCUCAUAUGCCAGCUUUGGAGAGACAAUGAAACCUGUCAUGCAAAAACACCGCGGCCACUAGUACGAAAUGAACGAGUGCGAAGAUUAUACCACUUUUGCAAUGCACAGUGGCUGAACUACCAGAACCAGGAGCAGACAGCCCAAAAAAACCUAAUUGCAGCGAUGAAACAGGACGACAGCAGCGACGAGUCGCUCGAUGAGACGUUGGCCGAGAGUGACCGACUUUUAAAAGGCGCCUGCGAGACGGCGGCGCGAACGGCGAGGUGCAAGACCCUCAGCCAACACGUGCAAAAGUGUCUGGCGGAGUACACGAAGAUGACGAUGCAGUACAAUGCGAAGAACCAAGAACUGGAGAAAAUAAUAGCGAAGCUCGACUUGGACCUGAAGCGGCACGGCUUCUGGAAAUUGACCAAGGAGCGUGGCGAACAACUGCUUGGCUUAGUCUUCAAGCCGAAAAAGUCCAACCUGUUGGCGCGCGACGCCAUCUACGAGCUGUUUGGCCGGUGUGGGUACGUCGCUUGCACACUGAUCCACCCACGCCUCUUUUGCCCGGUAGAAAAAAUCUUCGCGCAAGCCCUCGCCCCGUGGUUCAGCGACCACUGGACCUGCGCUGCGUUUGAAAUGCCGCGCAUUGAUGGUCGUCAUUGCAACAUCGAGCACAAGGACUACAUGAAGAUCAACAACUGUGUCGAACAGGAGCAGCUUUUGUCUUGCUCUUCAAACGCGACGCUCCUCCAUGGUACUACUAUUCCCGAUGUGCCGGAAGAUGAGCGACCGUCUGACGCAAGAUCAGCUGCACCUGGGAACAAUUUGACCUCUACUAGUACUUCAGCACCCGUCUACGCCUACAGCCCGCCUUCCUGUCCGUGCAAACUCUGCGACGUGUCCUCCCUCGCGGUCCGUGGUCGCCCGGUGCAGCUGACCCAAAUUGGCGCGCUGCAAGAAGACGAGUUUUCCCGGGGCAUAGCAAUUGAGUGGACCUUAUCCUCAAAAAAAAGACCCAUCCCCAUCGAAUUUGUAAUGCAAAACAUGCAUAAAGUGCAGUGUUUGUGAUGCAAAAAAUGAAUGGGGAUGGGUGUUUUCUCCUGGAUAGACCUACUCCCCGUUGGCGCCCAUUCACGAAGAGGACGGGGUGGAGAGAAAGAAAGUAGGGCAAACGGUGGAUGAUUCUCGGGAAGUGGAGCAGGGGCAGCAGGCCAACAAGCGUCCUCCAGAAAGUGAUAAAGUAGCGAGAAAUCAAUCUUCUACAGCGCAGCGACAUGUUGAAUCGGAAAAUUCGAAGAACGAGUCGGUUGGGACUCCAUCAAAAAAUCUUCGCAGCAAUAAUAUGAAGACAACAAGAGCAAAUAAAAACGCGGCUUCUGCUUGUAGUGUGGAAAACGAGAAAACGAAAAUAUGUGCAGGCAGAACAUCGGGUGUUCUUGCAGGAGCAUUGUCUAAAAGCGUGAGAAUAUACCGAUCGUGGGACUCAGAACACUUCACCAGGAUUGACAAAGAGGCUGCUCCGCAGGAGCAAAAAGAUGUUUUUUCAUAUAUUCCUUUCUUACUUUUAUUCUUUUAUCACCAUAAGAAAAGCCCUAUUGUUUUGAGAUGUUCAUCGACAUUCAUUCAUGUUCAUGGUGAAGAUUCGCUGCGAAAGAAAACAACAAUGUCUGUGUUGAAAAACCAAAAAUGACUUGUUUCAAAACAGCCUAAAGCGGGCACACUGGACAAGGUGGAAGAUCAUACUUUUCUCUUUUGAUCUUUCUCUUUCUUUCAACUUUCAGUAGCUCCUUUCUCGGUCUGAUUCAUCUCGCAUUUUCUUCUUGAACAACAGCACUGAAAUUCAGAGUCUCGCACUUCUCACUAGGUAUCUUUUCACCGUCUACAACCCUGCCUCCUGCGGACUCUGAAUUUUCCUGCUCGUAGCCAGUCAGUCUCAUCCGGAGAGUCAGCCCGAGCUGAUUGACUUGACCCUGUGCAAAUUGACUUGAAACGUUUUGCCAGUUUCGGUUUUGACCGUGAUCGCACUACCGAAAACUUUUUCGACCUCGUACGGGCCAUCCGCAAGUGGUUGCAACCUGUGCGAGAGGCCCUGCGUGAGCAUCUCUUUGUGGAUGAAGACGACAUCGCCCUGCUUUAAUUUCGUUUCGCCUUGUUUUUCUACAAUUUCUUCCUGCUUUUCUUUUUGUAGCUCGAUGAUUUCGUCUUGCACCGCGAUCAUAUUCUUGAUUCUUUCAUUCCAAAAACGAUAGAAGAAGUCGCUGCUGUUUUUUGCGAUGGUGAGAGAUGUGCUCGGGCGCCAGCCGAAGACUAUCUCGAAAGCACUUUUGCCGAGCUUCCCUGUCUGCACGUGCGUGUGGAAGCUCCAGGCUGCCGGCUGGAUCAACAGAUGCCAGUCGAGCACUUUCUUUUUCAAAAAUUUGUCGAUGAGGUAGGAGCGGAGGCAUUCGCUGAGAACUCUGUGCAUUCUUUCGAUUUCGGAUUGGGAAGUAGGGGAGUACGCACUUCCUAGUAUGUGUUUAAUCCCGUGGGUGUCGCACAGCGCUUGCACGAUCGCCGCGAGAAAUUCCGUGCCGCGGUCACUCCGCAGGACGCGGAAUCUAAGUACCGAAGACGCAGAUCGCUCGGAAGUAGAUCACUGCAGCUACUUCCUUUGCUUCUUUCGUUGCUGUGCACUCGAGAAUUGUCCAACCCGAGUACAUGUCGAUCAGCGUUAAGAUCCAGGAGUAGCCCCCGGACUUCGUAAUGGGCCCGACAAAGUCAACCUGCCAGAUUUCAAAGUAAGGGCUGGACUGCGAUUCCAUCCUUGCGCGCGAAGCUGGUCAAGCCUUUUUUUGUUUUGCUCUGUGCGCAAACGCGGCACGCGCGGACGUAGUGGCGGACCUGUCUUGCCGCACCUGUCCAUGUGAGUGAAAAACUCGCGGACUUUCCCCAGCGUUCUCUCGCGGCCGGAGUGGCCACCGUGCAGUGGGUCGGUGUGGAAGAAUUCCGUGAUUUUUGUCGUGUAGUUCUUUGGAGCAACAAUCUUCGGAACAGGCCCCACAUCUUCUAGUACUUUUUUCAGCAGGAAGCCAUCCUUGACCUCGAAGACUUUGUGGGCGCGCUUUUUUGGCGGGUAUUCUUCGAGCUGUAACUUUUGGAAUUCUUUUGGGUCGAUAUCCAGCAAGCGGAAGUCAAAUUCGACGCAUCUGUACUCACCUUCGAUGGUGUGGCAGAACAAUUCCUCAUCCUCAUCGAAGUCUUUUCCUCCGGUGUCGAGCUCUGUGGGAGCGUCGAUCUCAUCCCGAGAGCCAGCCCUAGCAGCGGUCUCUGAGCGAGAGUCGAGCUCACCACGAGCGUCGGGCACAUUUUUGAACUCUAGCUGUUGGCUUUCGGUAGAAGUAGAAGUAGAAGUCACGUUGCUACUGCCUCCUUGCCCUGGUGUCGCAGCACUUAUCUCUGCGGUGCUUGUGCUGUUCUGGCCGCUCGGUUUCUGCCCUUUCGGGGUUUGGUCGUGGGAGUCUUUGGGAGGGACUGCUAACGCGGAUUCGGCUUUUUUACCCUGCCUCCGUGGGGUGGUCUUCUUUUUGCGCGGUGCUGCCUCCUUGGGGAGGUCGUCCCUGGCGACUUGUGCAUCGCCCGCCCGAAGCUGAUCCUCGAGGCCGAACCAAAAUUCUGCCUCGUCGCUGAACAUGUCGAUCGGCUGGUGGGACUGCAGGUGCUUGCGUAGCAGUUCCCGCACCUGUUUCUGUGUUGCCGUGCCGCGUGUCGCAUACAACAUGUACCGAUGCGCGCGCUCCGGGCCUAGCGCUCGAAUAGACAGCCACAACUGCUGCCGUUGGUUUGGACCUAUCAAUCUCGAGAGAGGAUUUUUUGACCGUCAGCCCUGAGGAAGAUGCUGCUCCCCCUCGCGUCGUCGUGCGUGAAAACUUUUACUUUUCCCUGGACGGGCUUCACUGGUAGGCGCUGCUGUGCCGUGAACCUCUUUUGCGAGCUGAGCAAGAUCGAAACUUGUGGCGUUUUCCGUUUCCCAUUCGGUGUGCAAGUCCCUCGCUGGCUGGGACUUGGGCUGUCCCGCUCCGGCGGGCUUUCCUCGGGCAGGACCUGCAGCGGCGGGUCGAUUUUCCUUGCUGUCAGUUCCUCGCUGACACUCUCGGCUACUUGCUGCGCUGUCGACACCGCUGCGGCUGUCAAGGAAAUGGCAUCAAGCUGCGUCCUUUGCUUGUUCACUUCUUGCUCCGCUUUUUCUGCUUUCUUCUGUUUCGUCUUUUCCUCUUUCGCGUUCUUUGCUCGUUGGAUGUGCUGAGCGGCAAAUUCUUCGACCAACUUCAGGGGGGGCAUGUUCACCCGAUAGAGGUCGUAGAUCAGCUCCCGCACAGGUUUCCCUUCGAGAGUGAGCCGGUGGAACUCGGUUCUCGCUGCGCUCACUCCUGGCCCCUGCCGGGACAGCCAGUCUGCCGCAACAUUCUUUUUGCCGGGGAUGUGCAAGAAGUUGUAGUCGCCUGCAGCGCGAAUCUCGAUCGCCCACCGGAUGGUCUUUUUUAAAGCUUUCUUGCUGUUCAAAUCCCUUUCGAUGCGACAGGCAGAACAUCGGGUGUUCUUGCAGGAGCAUUGUCCACUGCACAAACUCCCAGCACGAAGACCGCAUCUGCUGCAAAUACUGCAGUCGCGGUUGCCGCUGACGGACCUCCAUCUGCAGCCGGAGUGGAUGCUGAGCGUGAAGGAGGUGAAGAGACUUCUAAGGCCACACUGAGCGUGGUUCCGCCCGAGCUCACGCAUUAUAUUUGGUGUCAUGACUUCCUCAUGUCGAAGUUUCAAGACGGGUCGACCAAGCGCACUUUCCCACUGAAAGUGAUACGCAAAAGACAGAAAAACCUGGCCUUUGGGCACGGGUUUUGCAGACUCGCACAGCAGCUCGAGGAAUUGCCGGAAGGGUGGCUGUACGUGAUGGCCGGUCCGGUAGACGAUAGCUCGCUGGAUCACUACAACAGCGAUUAUCGUACGAUGCCUAUCAACGAGCGCUUUAUUAGCGGAGAAGGACGAUCUACUCGGUCAAUCAUAUUACCCUCUUCCUCAAACUCAACAUCACCUCGCAAUGUUGCAAAUUCAUCCUCGAAACAGCACAUCGCCGUACACGACAAGAAGGCGAACGCAAAAAUAAAUGGAACAAGAAGUUGUACCAAGAAAGCUUCGACCACGCCAAAGAAACACGUCAAGAAUAAUGGCAAAGAUGGAGUUGAUAGCCACCAAGGACAGCACAACAAGCACACAAUAAAGUCAAAGCUAGGACAAGAAGAAGAUGCGGAAAAAAUAGAUAGAGGGCAACAUGGUGACACGCCCGUGAGAAUCUUCUACCUGCACAGCCAAACUGGAAUCGCAACGACGCUCCGGCGCGUGGUUUUUCAAAAGGUCCUACGACAGGAGCACGAAGCGCUGGGAAAGCUGCUGAAAACGCCAAUGUUCGAGUUGGUGGACGGGUGGCUACUGGUGAAAAACAACCAAGCUGACACACCCAUCGUGUACUACAACACGAAAACGCAGGAGCAGACCACGAUAUCCAGGAAAAAACACCCAUCCCCAUCCAAUUUGUCAAUGUCAUGCAAAACAUGCAUAAGCUCCUUUACCUUUGUUUGUCAUGCAAAAAAUGGAUGGGGAUGGGUUUUUUUUUCUGGAUACACGAAGCCCGACCCAGAUACGAUGCUGCGUUUCGGGGUUCUUGAGGGCAACGAGUUAAUGGACUUUCUCUUUCUAAAAUUUGACGACGAGGAGGAACAUGAUCAGGAGGACGCGGAGUCAAAGGAGAACCUUGAUGGGGAAAGCGAAAGCGCGGUCGUGGAUGAGAAGCAGAAGCAAGCAGUACUUGGUGCAGCACAGGAGGGCGCAACAACGCCAAAGUCCACCGCGGUGGCGUCACGACCGGAGAAGUCCUCGCUGAAAGAGAAGUACUUUUCGCUGCCCUGGGUUCCGAAGGAAGUUGUGGACACAAAUUCGUUGCAACAAAUAAAAGGUCACAUCGACAAGGACAAGGGCGUUCACUGGCUGUCCGAAAUUAAGAAAUGGGCACUCAGCACGUGGCCCAGUAACUUUCCCACUCUGCGGCAACUCGACACGGACCUCCCGCGUACCAACAUUAUAGCAGUAUCCUGCGGACGAGCGAAAGUGAUAUCGCACGAUGCGUACUGAUAGAUCAAAAUAUAGUCUGACAAAUAUGCUCUUUGCUCUCACGCGAAGAACACGCUGUCUGAAUCUACAUGAACAUGACAACAUGAACGCUCUUCUUUCACUUUCUUCUUUCGAAAAAACGUAGAAAAUUGUGUAUGAGUUCUAAGCCGUCUCGUGCGAUAUUAAUAUUAUUUUUGCAACGCAUUACCGGAAAAAAUCAAGAACGGGGAAGCUUCCGACAGCGAUUUGUUUGACUACUUCUACAACGCGGUUUCAAGAGCUGGGGAAUUAUGCAUUCUGCAAACAUACAUCCUGUCAGCCUGGGUAGUUGUUCAGAGUUGUGAUCCAUGUAUCCUGCAGCUAUGGCCGCCGAGACGGCGCGUCUGUUCUUGUGCUAGCACAUGCACAGAAUCAAAAAUGACUAUUGCUAUGAAUACCAACACUUCCUACUUUUUCAUCUGAUGAUCCAGAGAACCGAUAAAAAUUGUGGAAGAGGCUACUGAAAAAAAACUAACUGCCUCAGGAUCUUCACAAUCAUCACUCGAUAGAUGAAACCCAGGCUACAUGUUGAUAUUUGCAGCCGAUACGCCUUCAAGGACCUGAUCGACGAGAAGGAGGUGAAGAAGUUCAACGCAGUGAUGAAUCGAGCGCGGCUGCUGACCUGGAGGAAAGCGCGAUCGCUCAUGGCGGACCCUGAGGCCGAUGCAAAUCAGAGUCUGCGCAAUGCAUUUUUGAGAGAAGAUUAUACUCACUGGCCGAGCUGGUGACACUAGCCAAGAACGCUUUGAGCAAAGAAGAAUCUACGAAAAGAAAAGCUCGGUAGCUAAGUACCCAGCGUCAGAAUGAUCUACAUCUACAUUAUUACAGCACCAAUGACAAAAUAAAAGCUGUCCGUCGAAGAACCAAGCAAGGAGCGUUUGGAAUGCCCUCAGGGCGGCCCUGCGGGGCUGCAUGAUAGUGAUUUGUGCCCGAGGACGUAGCAAGAAUCUCAGGAGAUCGAGAUCUUUUUCUUUAGUAGCCUGGAGAUGAAGCAAGA
Molecule: messenger RNA, 8644 nt
Organism: Amoebophrya sp. A120
Lineage: Eukaryota; Dinophyceae; Syndiniales; Amoebophryaceae
Source: the annotation of a GenBank genome assembly